Exophiala spinifera is the source of this 1467-nucleotide messenger RNA. RefSeq lists its product as uncharacterized. Gene Ontology annotation, cellular component: membrane. The record is from RefSeq and is a predicted model, not a curated record. The transcript is spliced from 8 exons. Gene Ontology annotation, biological process: transmembrane transport. Bases 1 to 1467 code for a protein of 488 amino acids. Lineage: Eukaryota; Fungi; Ascomycota; Eurotiomycetes; Chaetothyriales; Herpotrichiellaceae. Gene Ontology annotation, molecular function: transmembrane transporter activity.
AUGGCACCGCGCUCGAUAGAUGAAAAAGCCGCCGACAAUGUGUCCAACGACCAGGUCGAGGUCGCCAUGAAGGGCGUAUCACACCAGGACCAUAUAUCCCGCUUCAGCCCCGCCGAGCAGAAGAGAAUUGUCCGAAGAAUUGACCUCCGUCUCGCAGUCACGCUCGGUUGUCUCUAUUGCAUCAGUCUUCUCGAUCGGACCAACCUGGGCGCAGCCUCGGUCGCUGGGAUGCAGAAGAGCUUGGACAUGAACGAGUCCAACAAUGCAUAUACCAUCGUGUCUCUUGUCUUCUUCAUCUCCUAUACCAUUUUCCAGGCGCCCGCAGUGGUCUUCAUCCGCACGAUGGGCCCGCGCAAAUUUCUCUCCUUCAUUGUCCUUGCUUGGGGUGCUGUCAUGAUUGGAUUCGGAUUUGUACCCAGCUGGGAAGUUAUGUGCGUCUUGCGAGUCAUCCUUGGUGCACUCGAAGCAGGCUUUUAUCCUGGCUGUGUGUACCUCCUCAGCACGUGGUAUCCUCGCUUCGACCUGCAGAAGCGCAAUGCCCUGUUCUACCUGAUUGGGAGCAUGGCCUCAGGGUUCGGCGGAAUCCUUGCGUAUGGUUUGAUGCAAAUGUCAGGCCUCGCCAAUCUCUCUGGUUGGCGUUGGAUUUUCAUCAUAGAGGGUAUCCUGACAUGUGUCCUGGCAAUUGGUGCUUAUUUCAUCAUUGUCGACUUUCCAGAGGACUCUCCCAAGUCCUGGCACUUUCUCAACGAGGAAGAAGCAGCCUUUGUCGUCGCGCGGAUCGAGCAAGACCGCUCGGACACGUAUCCGGACAAGUUUUCCGUCGGCAAAUAUCUCAAGAAUGCCCUGGACAGUAAAGUGUGGGCCUUUGCCUGGCUGUACAUGUUGACCACUACCAAUUCGUACGCCAUCGCCUAUUUCUUGCCCAUAAUUCUUCGAGAUGGCAUGGGAUUUUCCGUCGCGGCGGCCCAGUGUCUUGUUGCACCCCCGUACGUUGCUGCGGCGAUAAUCAUGUUCGUCGAAUCGUACUACUCAGACAAGUGGCGCCUCCGUGGCCCGGUUGUGGUCGGAAAUGCUCUUAUGGGCAUUGUCGGCUUGGGACUGCUGGGCUACGUCAAAACCCCAGGGGUUCGAUACUUUGGCGUGUUCUUGGCCACUUCUGCAUGUAACGCGAACUGUCCCGCAUUGAUCACUUAUCAGGGUAACAAUAUCCGUGGACAGUGGAAGCGCGCGUUGACGUCUGCAACUCUGGUCGGGGGUGGCAGCAUUGGCGGUAUCAUUGGAACAACGGUCUUUCGUGCACAAGACGCCCCGAAUUACCGUCCUGGCAUCCUGGCCUGUUUGAUUGCCAACGCCCUGAUCGUGCUCAUUGUCGCCUGGCUGAGUUGGAAAUUCAACCGAGCCAACAAAAGAGCCAUGAACGGGGGGAAGGUCAUUGAAGGUUUGGAAGGUUUCAGGUACACUCUGUGA